AUGGAUAGUGAUUGGAGGUCUACACUGUCAAAUCAGGAGCGAUCCAAGUACAUCACAGAACUAGCUCAGAUUUUGGCACAAAUCAGCCAAGUCAAUGGUGGGGACCGUGGAAACUUCAAUUUGGAAAAGCUGAAAAAAACCGCAGAGCAGUUCGAAAAAAGCCUCUAUGCAAGCAGCUCUUCCAAGGAUCUGUAUUUGGAUUCGAUGCGCAAGAGGAUUGCGGCCAUGGACACUGCACGGAAAAAGGCAAUAGCCAACGUUCAACAGAGCAUAGCCAAGGCGGCAUCCCAGUCUCAAAACAUGAAUAAUAAUCCAGCAAUGCAACAACAACAACAACAACAACAACAACAACAACAGCAGCAGCAGCAGCAGCAGCAGCAGCAGCAGCAGCAGCAAAGAGCUCCUCAAUACGCACCUCCCAACAAUAAUAUCAAUUCACAAAUGUUCUUCAACCAGCAAGCUCAGCUCAGGCAACAAGCUGCGCAACAGCUACGAAAUGGGACUGCACCAAGUGGCCCUCUUUCUAAUGCACCAGUAAGACCACAGCUCACGCCACAACAGCAGCAGCUCAUCAACGAGAUGAAAGGCGCAGAAAUUCCUAGAGAGCUGCUACAACGGAUUCCCAAUCUGCCUCCAGGAGUCAAUACCUGGCAGAAGGUCACAGAGCUGGCCCAGCAGAAAAGACUGGGGCCCAAAGACCUACAGAUUGCCAAACAGGUCUACCAGAUGCAUCAACAGAUCGUGUUCAAAUCUAAGCUCCAACAAUCAAACGCUAACAACCGCGCCGCUCAGCAGGUGCGGCCUCCUUCACAGGGACAGGUCCCAAAUACGGCACAAGUUCCACAGAAUCAGCGUCCAAUGAUGAGCCAGACCACCAUUCAGCAGCAAACUCCCCAACAUCAGCAACAACAACAACAACCUCCACAUGCCCAGCUCUCUCAGCCACCACAGCCUGUUCAGAUGAAUCAAGCUCAUCCACAGCAGACUCAGGAGGUACCGAACGUUUUGAACAGAUUGAACCAAAUCUUCACACCGGCAGAACAAAAAGCCUUAUAUGAAAAUGGUAAGAAACUCAUCGCGGAUCUGCAAAGGACGAAUCGAUUGCCAUCCGUUAUGACCCCACAGCAGCAAGCUGUUUAUAUCAAAAAGUACAUCAACCAGAUGGCUUUGAAGAAGCUGCAGGCUGCUAGAAAUCAGAUGAACAAUUCAAACUCUGCACCGCCUCAGCAGGCGCCUCCAAUACCAAUGACUACGGCUUCUGCACCUCAAAUGAGUCAAUUCUCUUCCAAUAAUGUAAGUGACAGCGUUCCUAUUCCCGCCAAUAUGGCUCCAAGAAGGCCAUAUAGCGGGGCCAAUACGGGCAAUAACUUUAGUGAUGCAAAUGGACUUUCCUCAUCUCAUCCAGCGGCCCCACUCAAUGUCGCACCUCAAGCGCCAAUAACUGUACCACAAGUUCCCCCAGUACAGCAAGCUCCACCACAACCAAAGUUUUCGCUACCUCGCCCGACCGAACAGGAUUUGAUGGUACUUCGCAGGAUCUCGGCAGAAAUACAGAAAUCUCAUCUCAGACUCUCGAACAUUACAAACCAAAUAUCUCAGGAACAAAAACAGUCGAUUAGAAAUAAACUUCAGUUGAAUCGACAGCUAUUUACAAAUGUCGACAGCUUUAUUCCAACCUUGUACAUGAUCACUAGAAAUGAGGAAAAUGUUCGACAAUUGCUACAGAUUAGGAUGUUGGCGAGAGAAAUUACCGAGCACGCGUCCAGAGGCGUCUUCAUUGUUCCACCUGAGGUAGUUGAUAAGGUCAUUUUCCGGUACCAAAAAUACUAUGAGUUCAUCAAGGACCAGGUGCUAAGAAGACAUCAGCAAAUUAUUGCUGCCAGGCAGCAACAACAGCAGCAGGAUACUCAAACACCGCCGCUAAACCCCGUGGAUCCAGCUUUCAGUCAACAACGCAUACAGGGUUCCUUCCAGCAGAUUCAGCAGCAAAUGCAAAUGAGGCAGCAGCAGCAACAACAGCAGCAGCAACAACAACAACAGCAACAACAACAAAAGAUGCAACCCAAUCCGCAGUUGAACAACUGGACAAGGCCUGUAAGUACUAAUGGUUUGGAUGGGAAACCUGGUUUGCCGCUGCACUCUGCUCCCGAAAACAUUCGCACCGCUUCUGCAGGUAUAGACUUUUUGAACUCUCCGGAGUUCCUAAACGCGAAGUCGUCUCCUCAACAGGCUGGUGUAUCGCCAGCCAAGAAGCAAGCCCAAAUGAGAAAGAAGAUGACGAUGAAGCAAAACUCGAAUCAAGGUACGCCUAGUGCAACUACAAUGGCAUCUACUGAUGUCCCCAAUUUGGCAGCAGGAUUAGCCGUUUCCGGUACGAGCAGGGCGGACACACCUCAUAUGGCAACAACAAGUAUGUCGCCUAUGCUAAACAAAGUUGCCAGUACCAACCCCAGUCCAUCGCCGAAAUCAGUUCCAGGUGGUAUGGCUCAGAAUAAUACUGUCAAUUAUCCUUACAAAGAAGAUGAAGACAAUUCUAAGAGAAUGAUAGUCCGCAAAAACGAAAUCAUCUCCAGAUUUAAACGCAGACAGGAUAUUCUCCGCCACUCACCGGUGGACCUCUUUUUAUCUUCUUUGGCAGACUGUUUAGGUGUUGCUGAAGAUUCCGUUGAAUUUUUAAACCCGAUACCACAGGAAAUUGUAGACCAAGUCAACGGUACAGGAAAGAAAAAAGCAGGCAAAUCCGCUGCGCAACGAGGGAAGGAUCGAGAUUAUGCCAAUGCAUCUAUCAAGGACAACAAGCUUAUCAUGUCCCCUAAUCCCGCACUUCGCACAUACAAGGCUAGCCCUUAUAUGGUCAGAGUCGACGACGUCUCGAAGGUUUUCAAAGAUGUUUACGGCUCUACACGUUUGUCCGAUUUUUCGUUUGGUACUCAGAAGGCUGAACCCGAUAUUCGGGGUAAGAAACGGAAAGCUGCUGAAUUAGAUGGCAGUCCAAAUAGUUCACCGGCGUCAUCAACGGUGAUGAGCGAAUCCAAGAAGAUCAAAUUCGACUCACCUGAAGAUCUUUACUUUACGGCGCCAGGCGAAGAAAUAAAGAAGGAACUUUCCGGAGGAAAUGCCGUUGAGGCUUCAUUUGGUGAAAAUGCAUGGCAGUGGAACUUCUGGGACUCUGCUUCGUAA
Molecule: messenger RNA, 3180 nt
Organism: Lachancea meyersii CBS 8951
Lineage: Eukaryota; Fungi; Ascomycota; Saccharomycetes; Saccharomycetales; Saccharomycetaceae
Source: the annotation of a GenBank genome assembly